Molecule: messenger RNA, 369 nt
Organism: Tetrahymena thermophila SB210
Lineage: Eukaryota; Ciliophora; Oligohymenophorea; Hymenostomatida; Tetrahymenidae
Product: transmembrane protein, putative
Exons: 1
Source: RefSeq, a predicted model, not a curated record
AUGAAGAAAAAAAAAAAAGAUAAAAAAAAUUAUCAACUUAAAAAAAAUAAAUAAAAAAUAAAUUACCUCUAAAGCACUUAUUCUAAUUAUAUCAACUUAAUAAUUUAUUUUUUAAUAAUUAUUUUUUUAUUUUUAUUCCCAAUUUAUAUUUUAAUUUCAAAAUAUAUUUAAAUGAUAAAUUAUCAAUAUUUAAAGCAUUUAUUUUUAGAAAAUGAGUCAUUUAUUUAGAGAAUAUUAGUUAUAUUUUAAUAACUAAAAUCAGCAUAUUUUUAUUAUAAAUUAUUUAAUAAUAAUGAAUAUAUUAUCAAAGAGUUUGAAAAGAAUUAAUAUAAUUUACUUCAAGAUCUUAAUUAAGUAAUUUAAACAUGA